GGCAUUCCUCAGUGAUAUGAGUGCUCUGCGUGUGAGGAGAGCGUAAGCUGGAGGCUGGUAGGAGCGUCUUCCCAGCUUCUAUCUGCAUUGAUUCCUGCUUCUUCUUUAUUUACCCCUGAAAAGAGAGGAGCAGAGACACUCGAUCCCGCUCUGUCCUUUGGCAAGCUGUCUCCUGGAGAUCUUUUCUUUUUUUUCCUUCAUUAGCAUGAGAGAGAGGCUGAGAUUAUUCUGUGCAGUGGGACUGGACUGUAUCUUUGGCUUAUAAAUGUGUAUGGUGAUAUUUGCGCCGCUUUUUGCCAUUUUUGCCUUUGCAACAUGUGGAGGAUACUCUGGUCAGCUGCGGGUUAGUGUGGACUGUGUCAACAAGACCGACAGUAACCUUAGCAUUGGCAUCAACUUCGCUUAUCCAUUCAGGUUGCACCAGGUAUACUUUGAUGCCCCGUUGUGUCAGGGGAAGAAGCAGGAGCGACUCUUCCUGAUAGGAGACUACUCCUCCUCAGCCGAAUUUUUUGUCACCAUCGCCGUCUUUGCCUUCCUGUACUCCCUCCUUGCCACUGUGGUCUACAUCUUCUUUCAGAACAAGUAUCGAGAGAACAACCGAGGGCCCCUCAUUGACUUCAUUGUGACCGUGGUCUUCUCCUUCCUGUGGCUGGUCAGCUCAUCUGCCUGGGCCAAGGGACUAUCAGAUGUCAAGGUUGCAACAGAUCCGGACGAGGUUCUGUUGCUGAUGUCUGCCUGCAAGGUCCAGAAUAACAAGUGUGGCUCGGUAUAUGGGCCCAUCUGGUCUGGCCUCAACACCUCUGUGGUUUUUGGUUUCUUGAACUUCGUCCUGUGGGCCGGAAACAUCUGGUUCGUCUUCAAGGAAACGGGAUGGCACAAGUCGGGCCAGAGGUACCCCUCCAGCACCUCGGAAAAGCAGGCUGGCGGCUUCAACCAGCAGCCCUACAACCAGGGCAGCUUUGAGCAGGAAAACUUUGCUCAGUCCGGGGGCUUGAGCGCCCAGGGUGAUCUGGGUCAGCAGUCAAGCUACAGCCAGGUGGGCGGGUACGCACACAGCGGGCCCAUCUCCUUCGCCAAUCAGAUGUAGCCUGCGUGUCCCGGCCAGCACUGCAUUCCUAAGGGCACAUUUAUGGAGGGCACAAGAGUGGUAAGAGGUUGGCAUCUCAGUCUGGCUUCACUGCAGUUGGGGGUGGCAUUACUACCAGUCUUCUGAUGAAAAAAGGGAAUGGUCCCAGUUUGUCCCAGAUCCUAAUAUGUAGAUUAUAAGUAGAGACCCAGUUGGUACCUUGAGCGGUGUUGCAGGUACAGCAGGUGUGUAUUUGGAGUAUUGUACAAAAUCAGAUGUUGUUCUUUUAUUUUCUGGACUUGGGUUUUCUUUUGGUUUUCUGGAUAUUGUGUUGCCUGUGGUUUCAGCUGUCUGUUAGAGGAAUCUUCUUCUGUGAUACCGUAGGUGCUGUGCCACAGACCGACUCAACGUAAGUAUUUUUCAAACUGGUUUGCACUCUUGUGAAAGAAAAUGUGGUCAUUUGUACACUUAUUGAAGAUGAUUAUGUUGUGUUAAGUGCAUGAAAUUGUGCUGUUCAAGUUGUUAAUA
Molecule: messenger RNA, 1594 nt
Organism: Megalops cyprinoides (Indo-Pacific tarpon)
Lineage: Eukaryota; Metazoa; Chordata; Actinopteri; Elopiformes; Megalopidae
Gene: synpr
Product: synaptoporin
Exons: 5
Coding region: 266-1087 (273 amino acids)
Cellular component (GO): synaptic vesicle membrane; synaptic vesicle
Source: RefSeq, a predicted model, not a curated record